Pistacia vera is the source of this 1251-nucleotide messenger RNA. RefSeq lists its product as uncharacterized. The transcript has 7 exons. Bases 1 to 918 code for a protein of 305 amino acids. The record is from RefSeq and is a predicted model, not a curated record. NCBI's taxonomy places the organism in Eukaryota, Viridiplantae, Streptophyta, Magnoliopsida, Sapindales, Anacardiaceae.
AUGACUCGGUCGACUCAGACUCAUCAAGAAAAAGUUCAAUUCUCAGGUGAGGCUUGCCAGUUAUGUCUGCUCUUUCGCUUUGUCACAGGGGUUCAUCACCAGAGAGUUAUAAUACAUAAUAACGACGGUGAGAAUCUUGUGGGUAUCUUGCAUGAAACGGGUUCAAAGGAGCUUGUUAUUGUGUGCCACGGAUUUCAAUCCUCAAAGGAUCGUAUCCCCAUGGUGAGCAUUGCAGCUGCCCUAGAGAGAAAAGGAAUUAGUGCCUUCCGCUUUGACUUUGCGGGGAAUGGGGAAAGUGAAGGGUCUUUUCAAUAUGGUAACUACCGCAGGGAAGCUGAGGAUUUGCGUGCCGUAGUCCAACACUUUCGAAGGGAGGAACGUGCCAUAACUGCAAUUAUUGGGCACAGCAAAGGAGGAAAUGUGGUGCUUUUAUAUGCUUCGAAGUAUAACGACAUAUGUACAGUUGUCAAUAUUUCUGGCCGGUUUCAUCUAGGGAGAGGCAUGGAAGGUCGAUUGGGUCAAGGAUAUUUACAAAGAAUCAAGCAGAAUGGAUUCAUUGAUGUUAACAAUAGAAGGGGAAAGUUAAAGUAUCGUGUGACUGAAGAAAGCUUAAUGGACCGCCUAACCACUGAUAUUCUUGCAGCAUGCCUGACAAUUCACCAAGACUGCAGGGUGUUGACAGUUCAUGGAUCCAUGGAUAGUAUUGUACCUGUAGAUGAUGCUUUGGAGUUUGACAAGUUCAUACCAAAUCAUAAACUACAUAUCAUAAAAGGAGCUGAUCAUGAGUACACUUCUCAUCAAGAUGAGUUAGCUUCGGUUGUACUUGACUUUCUAAGGGUAAAUAGUCGGGACAGCGACAAACCUAAAGAAUUUUCAUCUUGCGCGAAAGUUGUUAAUAUCAUAAAUUCAAAAUAUUGAUAGUAUGAUAGUUCCCCUUCAGUGGCUGCAAUUAAUCUAUCUAUUCACUUGGGAAGUGGAGAAAAUUGGGUUGAAAGCUAUUAAUCAAAUAACCGGGAUGUCAAAUUCAUCUAUGCAAUGGAAGUUGUUGACUGCUUGAAUGGCAAAGCUUAAUAUUUUCAAGAACGUGGCUUGAUGCUUCUCAAUUGGAAACCCAAUGAAUAUGCCAUUCAAAUGAUCAUAGGGAUUGGAAAUUGUACCAUUACAAUGUCAUAUGAAAGUUUCUAAGCUACUUUCUUAGAAAGAAGAAAUUAGUCAUGUUUUAGUUAAAGAGUUCACCUUUAAUAAUCAAUU